Trichobilharzia regenti is the source of this 2608-nucleotide messenger RNA. The record is from the annotation of a GenBank genome assembly. NCBI's taxonomy places the organism in Eukaryota, Metazoa, Platyhelminthes, Trematoda, Strigeidida, Schistosomatidae.
CAGAUAAACGAGACUCAGAAUUAUAUAUAAGCCAAAAUUUGGUUGGGUACAUUUUGUACAACUUUCUCUGGUCGACUUUUCACAUUCAUCGAUACCUCCCAAGAAGGAAGCCAGUUUUGUUCUUGAAACCACACAAAUACGUAGUGAUGCUUCGAGGAAAUGUUUGUCGAUCGUUGGCUCACACCAUUUUUGUCGUAUCCUUCAUUCUAUUCACUGGCUGCGUAGUCCUCCACUACUAUGUCGAUCGAAUUCACGGUGCUGUAAUUGCACGCUUCUUCACCCUCGUCCCUGGUAGUCUUUUAUUUGAAAAUUUCAGCGGGAACAAUACAGCACUUAACACAUCACUUUACCUUUACAACUUAACCAACGAGAAAGCCGUUCUCAAUGGGGCCAGACCAGUUUUCACGGAAGUUGGACCGUUUCGUUAUAACCAGAUCAUACCAUUUCAAGUUCACGAUGAAAUGUCUGCGAACCCAUUUGUUGGUAAAGUAACUUCUUUGGAUCUUUUUACCGCAGCACUCGUGUUACAAGGUUUUAGUAUUUUAACAAGGGGUUUCCUGCUCGCUGCUAAGCCUUUUGUAACAUCAACACCUCAGGAAAUAAUUUGGGGGUAUACUCAUGAAAACAUAGAAUCGUGUUACGCCUAUGGACAGUGUCCGACUGAAAAAGUAUCUGUAUUUGUUAACGAGAAUGGGACAUCAGAGAAUGAGUUCGUUAUUAAAACUGGAGUCGAUGAUAUUAAUGAGCUUGGAAAAGUGGUGGAAUUCAAUGGCCAAAGUGUUUUAAAUGUAUGGAAAAGCGAAUAUGCGAACUAUAUCAAUGGGAGUGAUGGAUUUUCCUUGGGGCCAGGACUCACUGUCGGUUCGCGAAGAUAUAUAUUUGCCCAUGGCGUUUGUCGUUCUGUAAUGAUGGAGGCUACGAAAGAAGUACCCCACCCCGCUUAUCCUGCAUUAAAGGUGUUACUGUUCGAACCGGCCUCGGAAGAUAAAAUGGACAACAGUGUUUAUCCAUCACCACAGGAGUUUUGUCAAGGUAAGAGUUACGAACCGAAGUGUGCUCCUAAAGGUUUGGUGGCAUUAUCUCCCUGUUUAAAAGACACCAACUAUCUACCAAUUUACGGCUCACAAGGACACUUCAUCGAUGUCGACCACAGCAUUCGCAAUCGAUUUCGUGGCAUUCCAGAACCGGAUUACAACCUGGACAGAACAUAUAUGCUGGUCGAUCCUGUGACGGGAAUCACGUUGGGCGCUCACCAAGUUAUGCAGUUAAAUUACUACAUAGACAAUCCAAGUCUGAAGUAAGUCAUUGGCUUGUGCUUUUUCUAUUUUUCAGAAUAUUCUUGCACAUUCGCAUGUAGUGGGAAGAUGUGCGUCUAAUUAGCGAAUAAGACAGUAGUUACACUGUUCGCUUGAGUUGUGCAUACAUCCUGUUAAUAAGGUCGAAUAUUUUACAAAUCUGUGAAAAUCAUACUCAGAAGUGACGAAGGAGUCCUUGAUUGCGUUUGUGCAUUUACACGAUUGAACCAGUGAAUGAUAGAGUACACGGCUUCCAGUUAUUGAGUCCAGAUUCAACUGAGUCGAUGCGUUUUUCAAUGAGGUAGCCGAAGUGUAGAAUCAGACGCCGUGUGUUCAGUAGUGUUUGUUCUCUGAAAUAAUUGUUAGAUCAGUUGCGAUUACAGUGUAGUACAGCUGAGAGUUUCUAAGUACGUCGGCUGUUAAUUUAGAAUGAAGUGAUUUCCUUCCUUAGAUGUAUUUUCAGCGCAUGAGAACUUUUAGGUUUUCCAUUUGAUACAAAGAUUUUUGCAGUACCCGAGUAGACAUAUUAAUUCUUCAGGAGGACGGCCUGAUAUCGGCUAGAGAAAUACAUAAUGUGAUAUAGUGUGUCACCUAUUUUUCUAGAAUGGCUUUACUCGAGUUAGUAUCAUGCUCGAAUAUAGAGUUAGUAUCACGCAGAGCUUUGUAACAAAAAACCCCAAAAACGAAAUGGCCAAUUAACCUCUCCAUUUAUUUACCUCUUUCAGAAGCAUACCAUAUCAAAAUAUGGCUGGAAACCUGUUCUUUCCGAUUGUGAGAAUUGUAAUGGAUGUUAGCGCGGAUGCAGACGCCUUGAAAACAAUACACACUCUGGUUCACGGCAGCAAAUACUGGCUCAAUAUUGCAAUCUACAUAUUCGGUGGAUUGUGUUUGGUCGCGUUCUUCUCCACGAUGGCCGUAAUACUCAAAAUGAAUCGGUAUGUUUGAAAUAUUUCAGCGCUUUCCCGUUCCUAGGAAUUUUCAAUGGUGAAUUAUUACAAACGAAUGACCAGGUUUCAGAUGUUCUUUGUGCUUGUGGACAUCCUACUGAUUAACUUUGGUGACCGUAUAUACUAUAUUCUCCCGUCUACACGAUCAAUCGUGUGUCCAUGGCUUUUGACUGUCAUUGUGUGUCAGGAACUAUUCUUGUACCUCAAACGCCUUUCUGCCAUACAGAUAGAAAGAGAUAAGCUACCGAUUGUGUCGCUCAACCACCCCAAAAAAGACAUAAAAUCUGUUAAAAUCUGUGGGAUAGUGAAGGAGAUUCGGUCGUUUUGUUGGCCAGAUUACUUAUCACCCUCCUUAUGGAAUCUACA